This is a messenger RNA of Danio aesculapii, 5631 nucleotides long. It is a transcript of the gene mdga2a, whose product is annotated as MAM domain containing glycosylphosphatidylinositol anchor 2a. Bases 693 to 3566 code for a protein of 957 amino acids. Gene Ontology annotation, biological process: synapse organization; homophilic cell-cell adhesion. Gene Ontology annotation, molecular function: protein binding; axon guidance receptor activity. Gene Ontology annotation, cellular component: neuronal cell body; plasma membrane; axon. Lineage: Eukaryota; Metazoa; Chordata; Actinopteri; Cypriniformes; Danionidae. The transcript is spliced from 17 exons. The record is from RefSeq and is a predicted model, not a curated record.
CGCAGCGUGCCCGAGCACUCUUCACAUUUCAUCCACUCUAAAUCACGCUUUAUCCCGAAAAUAGGCAUCUGUUUACGUGUCAUCGAUUUAUUUAUUUAUUUUAUAUGUUUUUUCCCCUCCAGAAGUAAAUCUGACCCACACAGCUCUUAUGAAAUAACGGAUUCAUCUUUUUUCCAUCCUCUUUCCGCUGGAGACGAAGAACCACAGUGUUUCAGCUUUCUCGGCGUGCCUUUUUACCUCACCGGCAUCCUGUAAUCACGAAGAGGAUGUGAGCGGCGAUUAUUGUUCAUUUUUCGCAUUAAAUUCCGCAGUCUUAUCUUUUGGGAACGUCGACGAGGUGGAUGCCAGCGCGCGUAACCGAUUAAUAGCGCGCGUGUUUCCCGUGGCGCUGUCAUUUACUUUCGCCAGUCGCGUCGGUGCUUAAUGCCGGCGGAGGUGCGAGGAGGAGACCGGCUCUGAAGGUUUCAUACUCGUCCUCCUCAUCUGUCACGGCUUUAUUUCUCCGCCUGGACCAAUUUAGAGAAAACAUCUGCAUUGAAUUGGCAAGAAAUGACUGGUGAGGCUUCUCUGACUGACACUACUUCAGCUGUUUCUUGAUGAUACGGUCACGCGAGGUGGGAGAUUUGGACUGCACGUACUGCCUUCAACUGUUCGCCGCCUAAAGAGCUGGAUAUGUGCAGACUAACGUGAAGAUGGAUAUUAUCUGGGCUCUCCUGUGGUUAUUGGCCGCACUGUUUGAAGGUGUUUUUUGCCAGGGAGUUUACGCUCCACCAACCGUUCAGAUCAUCCACUCCGGUCACGCAUGCAACAUUGAGGAGGAGCGCUACACAGAGAGGGUCUACACCAUCCGCGAGGGGGAGACAUUGGAGCUGACCUGCCUGGUGUCAGGACAUCCACGGCCACAGAUUCGAUGGACCAAGACGGCAGGAAGUGCUACUGACCGCUUCCAGGACUCAAGCGUAUUCAACGAGACGCUGCGCAUAACCCGCAUCCAGAGGCACCAGGGGGGCCGCUAUUACUGUAAAGCAGAGAAUGGCCUCGGCACUCCUGCCAUCAAAUCCAUCCGAGUGGAUGUGUACUAUUUAGAUGACCCCAUUGUGACUGUCCAUCAGAGUAUAGGAGAAGCCAAGGAGCAGUUUUACUAUGAAAGGACUGUGUUCCUGCGGUGUGCUGCCAAUUCAAACCCUCCAGUGCGGUACAGCUGGAGACGGGGCAGAGAGUUCCUCUACCAGGGCUCAGACAAGGGUGUGGAGAUCUAUGAGCCGUUCUUCACCCAGGGGGAGACCAAAAUCCUGAAGCUGAAGAAUCUGCGUCCUCAGGACUAUGCCAAUUACACCUGUACUGCCUCCGUCCGCAGUGUCUGUGGCAUCCCUGACAAGAGUGUGCUGUUCCAGCUCACCAACAAAACCGCCUCCCCGACUAUUAAGCUGCUCGUGGAAGAUCCCAUCGUGGCCAAUCCUGGGCAAACAGUGACCCUGGUGUGCAUCAUCUCUGGAGGCGAGCCCAGCCCGACCCUCUCAUGGGUCAGGAACACAGAAGAGCUUCCAAAGAAGAGCGUCCUCAAUGGUGGAACCCUCACUAUUCCUGCCAUCAGCACAGAUGAUGCUGGUGUUUACAGCUGUGUAGCCAGCAACAACGUGGGUAAUCCUGCGAAGAAAUCCACCAACAUUGUUGUCAGAGCUCUGAAGAAGGGCCGCUUCUGGAUCACUCCUGACCCCUAUCAUAAUGACGACAACAUCCAGAUCGGCCGCGAGGUGAAGAUCUCGUGUCAGGUGGAGGCCACACCGCCCGAGGAGCUCAUGUUCAGCUGGUUGAAGAACGGCCGUGCUCUGCGCAGCUCAGAGCGCAUGGUCAUAACCCAGACUGACCCAGACGUCGCCCCAGGAACCACAAACCUAGACAUCAUUGACCUCAAGUUUACUGACUUUGGCACAUACACCUGUGUGGCCUCGCUGAAGAACGGUGGGAUACCAGAGAUUAGCAUAGACGUCAACAUCUCCUCCACCACGGUUCCACCCAACCUGACCGUCCCCAGAGGAAAGUCCCCUUUGGUCACUCAGGAGGGUGACACUGUAGAGCUCCAGUGCCUGGUCUCCGGCAAACCCAAACCCAUCAUCAUCUGGUCUCGUGCUGAUAAAGAAGCGCCCAUGCCAGAUGGCAACAUGCAGACCGAAAGCUACGACGGAGUUCUGCGCAUCGUCAAUGUCUCUCGCGAGAUGACAGGCACAUACCGCUGCCAAACCAGCCAGUACAACGGCUUCAACGUCAAACCCAGAGAGGCCAUCGUGGAGCUCAUAGUGCAAUAUCCUCCUGCGGUGGAGCCGGUGUAUACAGAGAUCAGGCAGGGUCUUGGCCGGCCGUUCUCUCUGAGCUGCAGGGUCUUGCGUGCCCAUCCGUCAAGAGUACUGAAGUAUGAAUGGAAACUGGGCACCAGACUGCUAACAAUGGGCCAGUUCGAUACUCGGGAUGAAACGGAGUACCAUGUAAGGGCACUCAACCGCGAGGGCUAUGGCGCGUACACUUGUGACAUCACCAACGAAGCAGGGGCUGGUCGAUGUACAUUUCUUGUCACAGGUAAAGCGUUUGCUCCUGAGUUCUUUUAUGAUACCUACAGCGCUCUGUGGCAGAACAAACCUCGUGUCUACGGCUUUAAACUCCAGUGGACUCAGAUGAAUCCCAAUUCGGUCGACCGUAUCAUGGCUUAUCGACUUGGUAUCAAGCAGAUGGGCCAUCAGAGAUGGUGGGAGCAGGAGAUCCCUAUUGAGGACAACAUCCAGAAAGGAGAGCUGCUCAGCUACAACCUCACCGAACUAAUCAAACCCGAGGCCUAUCAGGUGCGCCUCACACCCAUUACACGCUUCGGAGAGGGCGAUUCCACAGAACGGAUCAUCCGCUACAGUGCACCGGUGAAUCCUCAUUGGAGUAAGUUUCACUGCGGGUUUGAAGAGGACACCAUCUGUAUGUUCACCCAAGAUAAAACUGAAGAAUUUGAUUGGACAAGACACAGCGCCGCCACCAGGGACACUAAAUAUACACCCAACACUGGACCCAGCAGCGACCGCUCUGGCUCCAAACAAGGUUUCUACAUGUACAUUGAGACCUCACGACCACGUCUGGAGGGAGACAAGGCUCGUCUGUUGACCCCAUCUUUCAAUGUUGCUCCGAAAAAUCCCUACGGAAAUGUGGCCAGCAACCCAACAUACUGCUUCAGCUUCUACUACCACAUGUACGGGAAACAUAUAGGAACGUUAAAUGUGUAUUUGAGGCAGAAGAGUCAGACAGGUCAGGAUACAUCAGUGUGGACCCUGAGUGGAAACCAAGGAGACCGAUGGAGGCAAGCCAGAGUCAACAUCAACCCCACAUCCUCUUUCCAGAUUGUUAUGGAGGGAAUACGUGGUUCUGGCAUUGAAGGGGACAUUGCAGUAGAUGAUGUGACCAUAGAGGAAGGAGAGUGUCGAGAUCCUCCACCCAGUAGUAAUAUAAGAUCCCUGGCUUCUCCCCCUGAAGUGCAUAUAUGGCAGCUCGCUCUCACUUUACUUUUGGUCUUGGUAGGCCUCCGCAGGUGACCUCAUCACACCGAGGUGGAACCAACUUUGGCAUUCAUAGGAAUUUUGGCUGACUCGGACUGCCUGAACACUACAACCAAAGAUUCAUCCCGUCGACACAAAAGGAACGUAGGUUUUAGAUCAGUGCGAAUGAAGAGGAAGCCAGGGAGGGAAUCUAAAGCUCACCAACACAUUGACAUGAGUAUUACACUGGAGUCCACUCAAAAUCUCCAAGAAAAGCCCAUUACCGCUGUCAGUGUUGUAAAGGACAGAACAGGUGGAUGGUUCCAGCAGGACGGCUUGAGAGACUUAAUAGGGGAAUCUUUCAAAGCACAAAGACAUAACAUGUAUUUUCAUUGCUACAUGGGUUUUGCUUUGUUAAAUUUCAUCAGAGACCUCAUUAUGUCACAAUACGUAAUACUGAACCACAUGAAGAAAGAAAAAAAUCAAGAAUACCAGUGAUGGUAACAAAAAAGAAUGAUAAAUGUUUUUUUGUUUGUUUGUUUUUUUAAAUAUGUCUGAAAAUACAGGUAUGUCAAAUACAGUCGCGCUUUUUGUGCUCUAAUGUUCGAAUCGGUUUGACGUAAACAUCAGGGCUCGAUAAAUGUGUGUUGUUUUAAAGCGUGUUUGGGGAGUGCAAUCUCAGUGUAAAGAUGGGGCGUUCAUGUACUUGUCCUUUGUGCUGCUUUCACAAAUCAAGUUUAACAGAUGUGUUUCAUUCUUACUUGACCUGUUUUGUUUUAUUAGCUAUGUUACGAAACUCAUCCGAAUCGCUGUAUUAACGCAGCUGACAAAACAAACACCGUCUCUCACUGAGAAUCGUUGAGUUGACCUUUCAUUUCUGCUAUUGCGAAAUGUCCAACAACACGCUCUAUCUGCUGUUAGCGUGGAUCUGAAUCCUCGACUGUGUCCACUUGCAGUUGUUUUCUUUAGGUGCGUAAUGAUAGCCGUCACCUUCGGACCCUGUUCGUUAAGGAACAUGCUGUCUGUAAUGAAAUCAAGUGCCUUCAGAACCUUCUGUAAAAUCAUUCUACUGUGCUACUGUAUCAUCUAUAGCAUUUCCUUUUGGCACGGUUUUUGUGCGCAUACGAGAUGAAAGGUGAAAAUCAGAGAGGCGCCAUGAGAGACGAGUGCUAUGUUGCAGCCCAUCACUGAAGUCUUGAGUUACACAUAUUGUUGAUAGAUGAUAUCUUAUUUUUAUUUCAGCAUACAUCUCACCUGCUCCACAUGCGACUGAUAUAAGGAAAACAAUGGUGUUGGGACUGGACUAAAAGCACCAUUGUUUCAUCAGUAGGACAUCUGGGAGCUAUUAUCACCAGGUGAAAAACAGCCAGGAGGGUCACUAUGAAAUCCUCCUUCGAUCUGAUGAGACUUCUGUGCCGCCGAAAAAAAAAGACAUUUUCCGAAAUCUCGAGGACUGAGAGGUAUGAAAAAAAGAGAAAAAAAAGAGAUGGACCUUUAGAGGACUGAUGCUUUCACUGUACAUGACGAUCAGCCUCGAUCUGGAUCCAUCCGUUUGGAUUCGUACAAAUGAUAUUUUAUUACUCUAAUGAAAAUGACUGCUUUUACAAAAACUGAACUACAAACUCUGAACUACCUGAGACCAUCCGUUACCUUAACCAGCUGGUUUUUGGACAUGUAUUGUAAAAUCACUUUUCUCAUUCAUAACUUUCAUUUCCGAGGAACAAUUACGUUACUCUUAUCAGUUUUGUCAGCCCAUAAGUGUUGUUUCGGACAACAAAUAUUUAUAUAUUUUUUGUCUUCAACAUUUAUUCAUUUAUGAAAUCCCUUUGCAUUACUAUAUUAUGACAUAAUUUGAAGCUAUAGUAUGAUAUUAUAAAGUAAUAUCAGAUAUAUGAGAUUAUAUGCAAAUACACCUGGUAGGGAGGUCUAUGGAAGCGGUUUCACACUUAUGAAUAUUCAGACAAAGCACAAUGUGAAAUAUUAAUGUCAAAAUUCAGAAACACGGUACCUUCAACACACAAUAAGUUGUUUUUCUCAAUUUUAUUAAAGUUACAAUCGACAGGAAUAAACUACCGAAUUCUUUACAUAAUGAAAAAAAAAGAUAUUUUACAUCUCGGUUCAA